Molecule: messenger RNA, 1599 nt
Organism: Fonsecaea nubica
Lineage: Eukaryota; Fungi; Ascomycota; Eurotiomycetes; Chaetothyriales; Herpotrichiellaceae
Exons: 3
Coding region: 1-1599 (532 amino acids)
Biological process (GO): signal transduction
Cellular component (GO): cytoplasm; nucleotide-activated protein kinase complex; nucleus
Molecular function (GO): protein kinase binding
Source: RefSeq, a predicted model, not a curated record
AUGGGAAGCUUCGUAUUCAGAUGGCCCCAUCCUGAGGCCAAUGAUGUCCACGUCACAGGGACCUUCGAUGACUGGGGAAAGAGCGUCAAGUUGGACAAGGUCGGCGAGAUCUGGGAGAAAGAGGUGGACCUGCCCGUGGCCGACAAAAAGAUUUUCUAUAAGUUCGUUGUCAACGACCAGUGGAUCAUCGAUCCCGAGGCACCUCAGGAAGACGACGGCCGAGGGAAUGUCAACAAUGUGCUACUACCUGAGAAUAUCAAGCCCAAGGCGUCCAUGGUCCCAGAAGCUGUGACCACAUCCAGCGCGGCUCCUGAGAGCACCACCGCAGCCUUGGCUGGCCAGGUGCCCUUGGAGCCCAAGAAAGAGGCCACGGAAGUCACCCCUGUGUCUGACUCCCAACUCAACAAAGAGACAGCGGGAAGCGGUGUCCCGGGCACGUUCCCGGAGACACCAGCAAAGGAACCAGACUCGUUCGGCGUCAAUCCCUUGCCGCCCACUAGUGGCGCAGGCAAUCCCGUCGACCUUCCUGCAGGCGAAAAGGUUCCCCCACCCGGUGAAGUCACGACCAACACAACGCACUCUGCAGUGACCACGUCAAAAGAAGACUACGAAAAUGCAGGCUCGGGUAUUCCAAUUAUUGGAGGAGCGCUCGCCGCGCUAGGUCUCGGAGGCGCCGCAGCCAAAACGGAGAAUCUGAUCCCAGAAUCUUCUUUGCCUAUGGGAGCAGGCGCCGGAACUUCACUAGACGCAGGUCCUUUGCUCAGUUCAGCUGGAGCGUCGUCAACCACGGCUGAGUUGGCUGGCAAAGUACCUCUGGAAGAAAGCAAGCCGGCGACUGAGGUGGACCAUGCGCAAGCGAUCACAACCACGGUGCCUGAGGUGGUCAAGGAGUCAAUCGCAGAGGCACAUGUUGAUCCCGAGGCCACCACGUCUGCCGAAGUUGUCAAGGAGAAGGCGGAGGUAGAAGAGGAACUGGUGAAAAAAGUGCCCGAGGUUGAAGAAGCCGGGGAGCCAGCACCGACGAUUGCAGCUGCCACGACUGAGACCGCGCCGUCGGCCACUCCAGCUUCAACAGGCGGCCCUGUUCCUGGGACAUCCUCAGCUGCUGCAGCCGCGGUGGCUGACGGUGCCGACGGGACGGUUGAGCCCACAGAAGCUGUGCCACACAAGGUCGAGGCAGAGAAAACGGAGGGAGACACAACUGAAUAUGCGCCGCCACAUGCAGCAGGUGUAGCUCCUGGAGUGUCUGAGUCUGCGGCGGCGGCGGUCUCUGAUGGCGCCGAGGAUCCCACACUUGCCGACGAGCCUGCGGUGCAGUUGAUGAACAAGAAUGAGGCUGAAACGGCGGAACCUGCCGUGGCCGCGGCUGCGGGCACCACCGCCACCGAACCGGCCACAGUCACCGCACCCACGACGGCGGCACCAGAAUCCAAGAAGGAGGAAGCCAAGGCCGCAGCACCUGCAGCACCCACGAGCGCCACUUCAACGCCGACUAAGAAACCAGAAACUUCUCCGGCCACCACACCUUCGUCCUCAGCGACUAAGGAGAAGAAGAAGAAACACCGAGUAAGCUCAUUCUUCAAGAAGAUCUUUGACUAG